AUGAUAAAACGUAUAGGAGGGCGUACCCUCCAGAACUGCUGCCGGGGAUGCUCAGCACGCAACACCAACUAUACCUCCCCAAUCCGCAGGUAUUCCUCUACCUCGGCUCCUGCUGCGAGUUAUACCAGUGUCUCUUCGCCCAUUGGCAGCCUCACCGUGGAGUUAGACCGGAUUGCGCCCAAGUUUAAAGUCCAAGCAUCCAAUAUCCAGAUCCUGAACUCCCCAGCUGCGUUCUAUGAGACUCUAAAGGAUAAAAUACGCAAUGCAAAACGACGAGUCUAUCUCUCAACUUUGUAUAUUGGAAAAACGGAACACGAGCUUCUUUCGGUCCUAAAUGAGAGCCUUCGCCAGAACCCAGACUUAAAGGUGUCUAUUCUAACAGAUGCCUUGCGUGGAACUCGUGAAUCACCGAAUUCUUCCUGUGCUUCCCUCUUAGCGUCCUUAGUUGAAGAGCACGGGCCGGAGCGGGUGGAAAUAAGGAUGUUUCAUACCCCUAACCUGGUAGGAAUGAAGAAAAAAUAUGUACCAAAGAGGAUAAAUGAAGGAUGGGGCCUUCAGCACAUGAAGCUUUACGGGGUGGAUGAUGAAAUAAUUCUUUCUGGAGCCAAUCUUUCGAAUGACUAUUUUACAAACCGCCUUGAUCGAUACCAUGUCUUCCAGUCGACAGAACUAGCUGAAUAUUACUCUCAGAUUCACCAUGCUAUUUGCAAGUUUAGUUUUCAAGUUCUACCUGAUACAAAGAGCAAACAAGGCUAUGUCUUGAGUUGGCCGGCUACGAAUGCUGCGCCAUCUCCCUUGGAUGACCCCGAAGAUUUUAUAUCUGUUGCAUCAACUGCUCUUUCAAUAUUAAUACAGCCACCAAAGGGCCAGGAUAUUUCUGCAUCAAUGCCUGAUAACCAAACAUAUGUAUACCCUGUGGCCCAGUUUACACCGAUAUUAAAGCCGGACCAAUCUACAGAAUUUCCCGCCGUUACAAGCAUCCUGGGCUCCUUGGCUAAUAACCCAACGCUAAAGAAUUCCCGCUGGCUUUUCACGGCAGGCUACUUCAAUAUGCAUCCCGUUCUCUCAUCUCUUCUUAUUUCAAGUACUACACCGUCCCCUGGCUCUCCAAGGAACCAGGGGACGGUUCUCACGGCAUCUCCAUGGGCAAACGGGUUCUAUGGGUCCCCAGGUGUCUCAGGAAUGCUUCCUGCAGCAUACACCCACCUGUCUGCCAGAUUUCUAGAUCGGGUUGCUGAAGCUCAAAGAACAAAUUCUAUUCAGUUGAAGGAGUGGCGCAAGGGAACUGUGAAUGAGCCUAAUGGCUGGACAUAUCAUGCGAAGGGGUUAUGGGUAACGCUCCCUGACGAGAAAUACCCAAGUCUCACAUUCGUUGGAAGCAGCAAUUAUACCAAGCGAAGCUAUGGCCUUGACUUGGAGGUUGGUGCUGUUGUAGUGACCACAGACAACAACUUAAAAGAAAGACUAGGCCAAGAGACGGAGUGGUUGCAAGAAGAUUCCAAACCUGUUUCAAGGGAAGACCUUAGGAUGGUUGAACGGCGAGUCAGUUGGAAUGUUCGCCUCGCCAUGUGGAUUGUAGAGCGCGUAGGCGGAGCUUUGUGA
Microsporum canis CBS 113480 is the source of this 1602-nucleotide messenger RNA. Its product is annotated as CDP-diacylglycerol-glycerol-3-phosphate 3-phosphatidyltransferase. The record is from RefSeq and is a predicted model, not a curated record. The transcript has 3 exons. Lineage: Eukaryota; Fungi; Ascomycota; Eurotiomycetes; Onygenales; Arthrodermataceae. Gene Ontology annotation, cellular component: mitochondrion. Gene Ontology annotation, molecular function: CDP-diacylglycerol-glycerol-3-phosphate 3-phosphatidyltransferase activity. Gene Ontology annotation, biological process: cardiolipin biosynthetic process. Bases 1 to 1602 code for a protein of 533 amino acids.